GACGCCUUUUCGCAUGCAGCCAAUCCGAUGAGCUACAUCUCAUCCAGCCAAAAAGAAUCCAUAAAUCUUCACCCAAUCAUUUACAUUUCACCAAUCAAUUUAUCCACUUUGGGUAAAAGGCCCCCUUCCUUCUCUUGCUGUGCACGAAUUACGAUCGAUAUUACAGAUAUCGAGCCGGUCGGGAGGUUCUCUCAUUCCCUUUCCCCUUCAUUAUCCAUUCGGACCAUUCUCUCUAUUCGUGUCCAUCUCCAUUGUCCAUGUCCAUAUCCAUGACCAUGACCAUGACCAUUCUCCAUUCUCCAUUUCCCUAGCUGAUCGCUCAUGGCUCAUGGCUCAUGGCUCAUGGCUCAUGGCUCAUGCUCAUGCUCAUGCUCAUGCCUCGUCGCUCACGGCUCCUGGCUGGCUCACGUCUGGCUCACGUCUGGCUUGCGAUCGAUGGUCUAUGGCGGCUUCGGCUUCUUAGGGUUAAGUUAGGAUUUCUUCUUCCAUUCUUCCACAACUUCCACAACUUCCAUCAAUCCUUCUAGAUCUUAGCCUUGUUGAGCAAAAUUGAAUCCUGACCUGACCUGACCUGAUCCAAUCACCAUCCUCCGUCCUCCCAGAUAGCUAAAUUCAAACUCUCUUUCAACUUCUCAAUUUUACUUCCUCAAUCUUUCCCUCUCUCCCCCUUCCCUUUUUUUUCGGGGGGAUGUUCCAUUUCUUUCUCACCAAAAAACAGGGUAUUCGCUCCAUUUUCUCCCUUCUCGCUCCCGCUUCCUCGCUUCCUCUCUUCCUCUCUCCCAUUCUCCCUCUCUCCCUCUCGCCCUCUCGCCCUCUGCCCUCACGCUCGUCGUGCCACGGAUUUCCCUUCCCAAUUCUUUCUCGUAUUAUAUAUCUACCUGCCUACCUCCCCAGCGUAUAGCACACAGCUGAAUGCAUCUACCCAAACUAAUGAUCCAUUCACUUCAAUCAGUCUUUUCUUUCACAUAGACAAACGCACCGUCGAACCAGCAAACAAUCGAAGCAGAAGUGUACAAUAAAUAAAUAAAUAAAUAAAUAAAUCCAUCCACCGGCGACACACAACCGCCGCAGUCAACUGGACUCGACCUCGACUUAAACCCAAGGACUUUCCCUGAAGCGCUUCCCCUCCCCUUCCCCCAAAAAGACACACCUCACAAUUCUUGGAUCGCUUUUUUUCGAUAUCAACCUGAGAUCUUUUCUUCUCCUUCUUCUAUUGUUGUAUAGCGUAUAGCGUAUAUCACAUUUUAUAUUUUAUAUUUUACAUUCUACACUUCCAUUGCGACGACGAAAUACAAUCAAGAUCAUGUCCUUCUUUUGAUUUCCUGAUUCCCUUCUCUUCCCCUCCUUCUCCGGCAUUGUUCUCCCACACACACAUACAUAUACACAUACAUAUACACACACACACACACGCACACACGCACACACACACACACACACCACCACACAUAAAAUCACCGUAACGAGUACUCGCAAGUACUCGCACGAAUCGAACUGACUACUUUUUAUUUAUUUGUCUGAAAGCAAUUUGUGAGAAGAAGGGAUGAGAAGUUUAUGCUUCUCAGCCAGCACCCGCCUAUAUUCUGUAUAAUACCACACGCACUACACAAGAACCCACCACUCGCAAGAUACAUGCACUGCUGCUUCUGUCUGGGAAAGACGCAGAAUAGCCAUCGCGAAAAAGGAAGACUCGGAACUCAGAACUCGAACUCAGAACUCAAUACCACUACCACUACCACUACCACUACCCUCACCAUCCCAUUACCAAUCCCAGAAUCAGGAUUAGGAUCAAGAUCAGAGAUCAAAUUCAACCCAAAGCCCCUCUUUUCACUGCUAUCCACUCUUCGAUACUCAUUCCACAGUCAUCAACCAUCCAUCUGAACUCCAAUUAGUCGAAUUUCCACUUCCGUCACACUACAGAGUCCAGAACUACCUCGAUUCUCUAUUCCACGUACAGGGUUGCCCUGUCAUUGCGAAACACUUCCAAUCUACUUUAUUCCUUUUACGAGAUUCGGUUGCAUUUUCUUUCGUACCAAUUUCGAAAUUCCCUCGGUCCCUUCAUUCGCAAUUCGUCGCGCGAAUAAAAAUAUCGUCAUCGACUUUUCGUAGGAGAUACCGACAUCCGAAACAAAGACAUUGAAGCAUACGAAGGGGAAAACAAGGGAUUGAUUUUCACAACGAGACUCGGUCGAUCCAAAGCAAAAAGGCGCUGCGCUCGAGCCAGCUUGCCCCCGUGCGACACGGUAAUUGGGCUGUCGAGCUCAAUCAAUUGACUUUUUUCCUACUUUGCUUUUUUCCUGCCUACAUUGCCAUUUAAUAUUGGUCGAAAGCCCGCGGACAUUGGUGGUGAGCGGGUAUAUAGCUUUGGUGUUGUGGUGUGCGAAAGAUAGUGGCAGUAAUGGACUACGCCGCAUGCAACAUUGUCUACGUGGAUCGCAGAGCUCUCGAGGACAAAUUGGUGCGAAGAGAGGAUGUGGUGUCAAACGUCUCGACCUUGGAAAAUUCGGCCCCGACCACGGAUGGCGCGACGACACCACGAGCGAUCAAUCCGGUUGAUAGCAACGUGAACAUCUUGUUGACUUCUUUCACUGAAGUUCACGUGUGUACCUCGGGCAAGUCCUGCAUGUCGAAAGUUUCCGACCUAAAUCGCGAAUCGAUCGUGGAUUUAAUACCUACCCUCGUUUUAAUAGAGAUUCCGCACGAUGAUCAAGUAAAUGAGCGUCCUGCAAGGGAUGUCCGGACGCCGUCGCCCAGUUCCAAGCAACAGAAUGAUGGGAUGUUGGAUGAUGAUUUUGGGGAGGUAUAUGGAAUACAAUUAUUACAAUGGGUCGCAUCUGAAAUUCAACAACAACGCUUCUCGAAGCUCGUUGUCCCGGUCGCCGUGGUUUCCUCGUCGGAGCAAAGUCUUUCAAUGGGCUCGUCAAAAAAUCGUAUGAGUUCGAGGUCGGAACCCGCUCCUGCAACCGGAUAUGAUAUGGGCAAGCAAAAUCGAAAAUCGACUGGCAUCUACAUCCCAUUAGAUCAGAGAAGGACCAUGAAACUUUUAGACAUCGGAGCUUUGGACGUCAUAACCAGUCCUCUGUUACUAGAACGGUUACCCAGUUUGGCAGUUCACGCAUAUCGCGCGCACAAAGAUGCAUCCAAGGAUCACAGGGUAUUGUUGGAAAAGAAGAGGGGAAGGAAACGCUCGUGGGUUGGUGUUGAGGAUCAAAAACCUUAUGCAUAUUUAAGAGAAGAAAUGGUAUCUAGAUUGAUGGAAGGCAUUUGCACGCUUAAUAGUGAAGAAGUAGAAGAAUAUGGCCAAUGGAGAGUGACGGUUUCAUUAGAUCGGAGAGAAUUGAUCGCCCGAGCCAUCAGUUCUUGGCAUUUUUCGGCUCAUGAUUUUGAGGACGAUGAACUUCUUUACGCAUCAUCGUUAAUGUUCCAGCAUGCACUCUCUGUACCAGAAUUGGAGAAGUGGCGGAUAUCUACAGAAAACCUUACCGCAUUUCUCAUCACCAGCCGAGAAGCAUACAAUAGUUUUGUACCAUAUCAUAAUUUCCGACACGUUGUCGACGUUCUUCAAGCCAUAUUUCACUUCCUCGUCCGCUUAGGUAGCCUUCCAGAAUAUCCACCCAGCCCAGAUGGGACGACAAGUCAAAAAUCAUCGCCAAUUGCCGAACUCAUUAGACCAUUUGAUGCUCUUACCUUGAUGAUUACUGCCAUUGGCCACGAUGUAGGUCACCCUGGUGUCAACAAUGCAUUCCUUGUGCAUUUGAAUGCACCACUCGCUCAACUUUACAAUGAUCGAUCCGUCCUUGAAUCAUUCCAUUGCGCUGCUUACUCCCAAAUAUUGCGUCGCCAUUGGCUCGCGGCUUUCGAGGAGCGUGAUAUGCGACACCUCAUGAUAAGCACAAUCUUGGCAACAGAUAUGGGUUUGCAUUUCGAUUACAUGAAGAAGCUUGGCUAUCUUCAGGAGAAGCUACAUGAAAAUGGUGGUGUUACUGACGGUUGGAACGGUCGAACGAUCGAAGAUCAACGAACACUAGCCUGCUCUUUACUAAUCAAAUGUGCAGACAUAAGUAACGUGGCACGAAAAUUUGAUACCGCAACUCGAUGGACCGAAAUAUUGACUGACGAGUUCGCUCGUCAAGCAUCUAUGGAACAAGACUUGGGAAUACCAACGGCCUUGUAUGCGGCUCCUGUUCGAGAGGUCAUUGAACUUGGUAAAUCUCAAAUAGGGUUUAUGAAUAUGUUUGCCAUACCAUUAUUUGGUGGUGUGACUGAUGUCAUGCCUGGUAUGGCAUUUUGUGUCGAGGAAUUGGAGAGAAAUAAAGCUGCCUGGGAAAGCAGGAUAGCUUUAGAACAAGAGAGAAUGAGACAAGAAGAUGGUUUCUUAGGACUUCCUGAUAGUAUGCACUCAGGCAUGCGCUCUCCUCGUACGAUGAGCGUUGCCCAACCUUCUCAAGAUGAAUCUGCUAGCCAAGACGUCGCUUCGAGAUUGGGUGAGCCCUCAAACAUUCGUGUCCAAGCAAUGCUUAACAAAGGCCCAUUUCGACAAAAUUCAAAUGAUGAAUCGCCCAAAGGUACGAGACAGGGGACAAUAGAACUUCCCCAGUCAGCGACCUUGCCUGAUCGAAGAUCAUCAAAACCCAGUUACCUUCAACUGAGUUAUGCAACCGCAAGUGCGCCAGGACUUCUCGAUCAUUCCAGCCAGGAUGUAGAAAUCUUCGCAAAUGGAGAUCGACAAAUCAAUGGUGUGCUAGUUCAGCCAUCCCUUUCUACGGAUGUGGUAGUGGUAGAUCCACCCACGCCUAGAGAAUUCAUAUCGCCAAACCAGAGAAUUAGUGAAACUACUACUGAAGGUAGCAAUUCAGGUUCUGCUGGAGAAUGGUCUGCAGGUGCAGCAACGAACAACAAAAGCCCAUUUUCACCUAGCACUCAAGCGACGAGCUUUGCGAGCGAAGAUUCGAAUAAUGAUAGAGCUGUCACACCUACUCACGCAUCUCCACUAAUUAAUAGUUCGAGUCAUUCUUCCGCAGGCUAUGAUAAAUCAAAUCAUUCUACAAACGAUGGAUCGAGUUUGCCCGAAGCGAGUUCGGAUCUUAAAGUCUUAGCGGAGACAGGGAGAAAUCUGAAAAAGAAGCCCAGCCGGUUCAGAAUGAACGGAUUACAUUUCUGGAAGAGGAAAAAUGGUAAUCCACCAAUGCCAGCCGGGAUGCCGGAUAAGCAGGAGUCUGAUGGGACUGCGGGUUGACGCGAAGCAAAAAAAAGAAGUAACACGAGAAUGAAAUGCACAACUCGACGAAUUCACUGACGAUAAUGUUUUGAGAUGAGAUUAAGAUUUUGGUACGGCAAUCGGAGAUGUUUUGUUCAGGUUCUUGUUUGUAUGAUUAUUUUAUUUGUUUCUGUACAUUGUACACGUUGUGGUCAUUUGUUUUUGAGGUAUUCUUUUCGAAUCUUGCCACCUCCAAGGGUAAACGAGGUAUAAAAUACCUCUCUGUGUUUAUGGGUUGAUUCAAAACAAAGACGGGAUUGGCGUUUUAACUUUUCUUUCCUUUUUUGCCUUCUACUUCUUCUUCUGGCAUGGGGAUGGAAGAUGGAUGGGUUUCAAAUCCUCCAGAUCGAUUUGAAAGGUGUGGGUGGCGUUCGACUUUUAUUUUUUAUUUAUAACUUUUUUUUAUGUUAAUGGAUGGUUGGUUUGGUGCCUGGUGGAUGCAUGUUUGCAUGGAAGGAUGCUGAUUGCCAUCGGGGAAAUUGGGGAAAGGGGAGAUGGGGGAGGAGAGGAAACGACGUUUUAUAUCCAAGUUGGUAGGCAGGUUAGACUUUUGGGCUUCUAGGCCAGGGAGGGGGAGAAUAUAGGAUGGGAUGGAUGGUAAUACAUCUGGGGAUGGGACUUUUAAGUAUGGUUUGGAGCUAGGCUUGGGGCAUUCUUUUUCUGAGAGGGUAGUGAGGGAUUCGUAGAGAAGGAGAGGAAGAUAGUUGCACGCGUGAAUCUCAUGUCGAGUAUCUUGCUAUGAAGUGAAGGGGAUGACAGGGAUUGAGGAAAAGAAAUGGAAGAAUGAAGGAAAGCAGAUUAAAAUUUCAAUCCAACUCAUUUUAAUGCUUUGCUUUGUACUAAAGCGCGAGCAAAAUCAGCAAGCAAAGAAUCAUUCAAUCAACGGUUCAACA
This is a messenger RNA of Botrytis cinerea B05.10, 6147 nucleotides long. RefSeq names its product Bcpde2 (gene Bcpde2). The record is from RefSeq and is a predicted model, not a curated record. Lineage: Eukaryota; Fungi; Ascomycota; Leotiomycetes; Helotiales; Sclerotiniaceae. Gene Ontology annotation, biological process: signal transduction. The transcript has 4 exons. The coding region runs from base 2396 to 5233 and encodes 945 amino acids. Gene Ontology annotation, molecular function: 3',5'-cyclic-nucleotide phosphodiesterase activity.